CUGAGAGGGGAGGAAACACUGCGACGACGCAAGGAGGGAUCCCAGCAUCUCACUUCGAUGGGUGUUCAGCUCUGAGCUGGGGUAAAUCCUCUGAAUGUAGGCACUUGAUAUCUCCACAUCUAUUUCUAAGCCUGUACUCCUCCUCCAGUCUGCAGUCAUGAACUACCUGCGCCGGCGUCUGUCGGACAGCACCUUUAUCUCCAACCUGCCUAAUGGCUACAUGUCAGACCUGCAAAAACCAGAUCCUCCUCAACCUCCACCCCCUGGACCAGCCCCAGGACCAGCUCCGGCGUCCCCAGGCCAGGAGAGAAAACCCAUCCAGCCCCAGCCAUCAGGGACGGGCUUCUUCAGCUCCAUCACCAAUGUGGUGAAGCAGACAGCCGCCUCGGCAGGGCUGGUCGAGCAAACGCCUGUGCCCGCAUCGUCCAAAAGACACAAGAUCCUGCUGGUCAUCGAUGAAGCCCAGCAGGACUGGACCAAACUCUUUAGAGGGAAAAAACUGAAUGGAGAUUAUGAUAUUAAAGUUGAACAGGCUGAGUUCAGUGACAUCAGUGUUGUGGCUCAUGCUAAAGGAUCAUGUAACGUGGCUGUGCAGGUUCUGCAGAAUGAAAACAAGGUUGUCAGGUCAUUUAAGCCCGACUUUGUCCUGAUCCGACAACAUGCUUUCAGCAUGACAGAGAACGAGGACUUCCGUAACUUAAUCAUCGGACUGCAGUACGCCGGUAUUCCCAGCAUCAACUCACUGGAGUCCAUCUACAACCUCUGUGACAAACCCUGGGCUUUUGCAUGUCUGAUCAGCACUUACAAGAAACUCGGACCGGAGAAAUUUCCAUUAAUUGAACAGACAUUCUAUCCCAACUAUAAAGAAAUGGUGACCAUGCCGGCAUUUCCUGUUGUGGUGAAAAUCGGGCACGCUCACUCUGGAGUGGGGAAGGUGAAAGUGGAUAACCACACAAAGUUUCAGGACAUAGCUAGUGUGGUGGCCAUUACACAGACAUACAGCACAUGUGAACCUUUCAUCGAACCCAAAUAUGACAUCAGGAUUCAGAAAAUUGGAAAUGAUUACAAAGCUUACAUGAGGACGUCAGUCUCAGGUAACUGGAAGUCCAACGUUGGCACUGCCAUGGUGGAACAGGUGGCUAUGACAGACAGGUAUAAGCUAUGGGUAGACACCUGCUGCGAAAUAUUUGGAGGCCUUGAAAUUUGUGCUGUAAAAGCUAUUCAUGGAAAAGAUGGAAAAGAUUACAUUACUGAGGUAAUGGGUUCGUCUAUGCCUUUAGUGGGGGACCAUCAGGCUGAAGACCAGCAGCUAAUCGCAGACAUGGUCAUUGCCAAAAUGAAUCAUGUUAUGGCACAAAAUCACAAAAGACCAACUGCUAUUCAACCAAAACAGAUGACUGUUGAAAAGGACGCUUUGGUUGACGUUAAGAACGGCCCACCACAGAAAGCUCCUCCACAGGGGUGUUUGCAGUACAUUCUUGACUGUAAUGGUGUUGCUGUGGGACCAAAAUUAGUGCAAGCAAACUAACAUAACCAUGAGGACUCGACCCAGUUAAACUUCUGACAAGAUGUGUUCGAACAUUCAGACAGUGGCCCAAGGUGCAAGUGAACAAAUAAUCAGUAAGAAAAGUCUUAGUGUGGGCCUGGUUUGUAUUUCAGUCUGUACUGUGUAACUCUCACUGUUGUGCGCUUGUGAUGGUUGCUUUUGUUUCUAUGUGAAGCGGUUUUCUCUUCAGGGUUGUUGUGUGUGGUGAUACAGCAGAUUGUGCCUAGUGUUCAGUGCCACUCUUUCAACUGUACUUUAUAUAUAUAUAUAUUUUCUUGUCUUAUGUCUGUUAUGUUUCAGUAAAUUGCGUACAAAGGGUGUGUGUGUGUGUGUGUGUGUGUGUGUGUGAAAGAAUGGAGACUAUAAAACGUAAAUGAAUACUUUAAAUGCAUGAUCAAAUCUGUGUGCCAUUGUGUGUUAAACAGUGAGGUGUGUAUUUUUUGUUUCUUUUGUGAUCACUGUUGAAAUAAUAUAUAUAUAUAUAUAUCAUUUUUGCACUUCUAGUAUUGUAAAUGUGUUAUAAAAUAUAAAAAAUGUAUUUGCUAUAUUGAAAGCUAUAUUACUGGACAUCAGUCAUUUUUGGGUUGCAAAAAUGUGGAGAAUUCUUUUCUUGUUAACAAUAUUAUUGCAGAAUUGCAAAUUAAAUAAGCAGCAAUAAAAAUAAAACUCUGAACAACCACUGAA
Molecule: messenger RNA, 2230 nt
Organism: Ctenopharyngodon idella (grass carp)
Lineage: Eukaryota; Metazoa; Chordata; Actinopteri; Cypriniformes; Xenocyprididae
Gene: syn2a
Product: synapsin IIa
Exons: 11
Coding region: 158-1528 (456 amino acids)
Biological process (GO): neurotransmitter secretion
Cellular component (GO): synaptic vesicle membrane; synaptic vesicle
Molecular function (GO): ATP binding
Source: RefSeq, a predicted model, not a curated record